Messenger RNA from Prosopis cineraria, 1596 nucleotides. Its product is annotated as phosphatidylinositol N-acetylglucosaminyltransferase subunit P-like. NCBI's taxonomy places the organism in Eukaryota, Viridiplantae, Streptophyta, Magnoliopsida, Fabales, Fabaceae. The record is from RefSeq and is a predicted model, not a curated record. Bases 767 to 1261 code for a protein of 164 amino acids. The transcript is spliced from 6 exons.
AAAAGUAAAAUUCUCUGAGUCACAUGCAAGAAAGUAAACGUUACAGAGAAAAUCGAGAGCAAAGUGGAGAUGUCCUGUAUCAGCACUGCUCUCCUCUGAGAGCCGGUUUCCUUCGAAAACCAACGAACCCGAUCCGAACACUGAAAAGAUUUCUGCUAACCAUGAGGUUCCUGAUCUAGCAGAAAGCAGCUCUGAUGGUAGCAAGUGGAUCCUUGCUAACUUUCUGGUUGAGACUCUGAGAAGUUGGGGAAGAUACUAUAUGAGAUCCCUGAAAUCUGAUGUUGGAUGCCCAAGAAUUCCUUUCCAGAAGUUUCCUCUUCCUGACCCAGAUUGUCCAGCCCUGUCUGUAGACACUCCAUAUUGAAGGUGAGCUCAGGGUUCUAUCAUUGCGGAAAAUCAGAUGGUGGUAUCAUCUUGACAGGGGAGAUUUCGAAUAGCAGCCACCAAAGUAGUUGGGAACUUAUCUGCUGUGCGACGUCGAAACCCAAUUCGUCCAUGGUCACAUCGGACAACACCUCUGUUGCCGAGAGCUAGCCGCUGUCUCGACUACACACCAAGGAAACUGACCUGGACACCUCCUAGGGCAAUCCAUCAUAUCAAGGCCACCUAAGGCAGCUGAAGCUUUCCGCUACUUUUCUCUCCUGUCGAUCGCUCCUUUUCUAUGGCUGAUAGCGAUUGCAGGACUCUUGAAUUUUGCCUCAUGUUCUGAUUCAACUACGGUGCAACAUGUGUAUGUGAGAAGCUUAAGCAAUUGAAGGGUUAUGAGAUGGAAAGCCCCCACUCGGUCAAUAGUCCUAGAAGAAUUCUCAGUCUGUCGAAACAGCGUGUGUCCUUUCAAGAUCCUGAUGACAAAACUGGGUUUGGGUUGUCUGGAGAGCAUGGACCAAAGCCUUCAGAAGUAUAUGGUUUUGUGGGAUCCAUAACGGUUGUUGUUGCUUCAGUUAUCUUCUUGAUAUGGGCGUAUGUUCCUGAGCAUUGGCUACACUCUAUUGGGAUCACAUACUACCCCAGCAGGUAUUGGGCUCUGGCGGUGCCAACCUACGUUAUGGUGACCAUUGUGUUAGGACUGGGAUUCUACAUUGGCCUCAACUUCAUGUCAACACCUUCCCCUGCAUCUUUGUACACAAUUUAUGAUGAAUUCAGCAGAGAUCCCUCGUGUUUCAAUUGCUGUGGAGAGGGAGACGAGAUGGCCAUUGAGCCCAUGUCAGAUAUUGAUAUCAGCAGAAUCAACGAUAUUAUGUUCAGAGAUGCAUCCUCGUAAUCUUUAAUGCUAUAUGGUUGGUUUUCUACAUUAUGCCAGGAGUGAUGCUGAUUUGGUUUGUUGCAUCCCAUGAUUUUAAUGGUUAGACAUGAAGAAUAAGCUUAUUUAUUUAUUUAUAAAUUAGAGAGGGUAAGCGCUAACAGUUUGUAGUUGGUUACAAGACCAUUGGCAAGAAUAGGCUUGAGUAUGCUCAUCUUAUUGCCAUAUGUAAGUCUCUUAGAUUUUUAAAAUUUGAUAAUGGUCUAUUUAGAUUAAUGAGGAUUUGAAUUUAAAUUUAAACUAGAUUUUUCAGUUGGAUACACAAAUUUAUGAAUUUAGAUUUGAUUCAAAUGUAA